Molecule: messenger RNA, 1726 nt
Organism: Chelmon rostratus (copperband butterflyfish)
Lineage: Eukaryota; Metazoa; Chordata; Actinopteri; Chaetodontiformes; Chaetodontidae
Gene: bbln
Product: bublin coiled coil protein
Exons: 2
Coding region: 280-603 (107 amino acids)
Source: RefSeq, a predicted model, not a curated record
CAUCGCUGAAUCUGAAGAUGCAGAUGUCAAGCUAGCUCACGAACUAUCUCCGUCGGAGAGUUCCUCUUGAAUUAACUUUCAAACCGUCUCAGAAUAUCGUUAAACAAGUCAUUUUAUUGUUCACUUAUUAAUUUAGCUGACUUUGAAUCGUCGCUCGUUAGUUUGCUCAUACUAAUUAGCAGACUACCUAGCUAGCUUAACAGUAUAAGAGUAACGUUCCCUUGCGGGACUCUUCUUCCAAUUAAGUAACUAAUAAACGUGAAUAACGUUUCUUCAAUAAUGUCUGGACCAAACGGAGAUCCAAACAUCUCGACUGACGAUGGUAUUAUCAACGACGACGAUGAUUUCGGCGAUGAAGAGUAUGAAGCCAUCAACUCCAUGCUGGAUCAGAUCAACUCCUAUCUUGAUGACCUGGAAGAACGGAAUGAUUCACUCAAUGGCAAACUGCACGAACUAAUGGAGUCAAACCGGCAAGCCCGGCUGGAGUUCAGGGCCCAACUGAACAGCCCCCAGACCCAGGAGGAGAAAUGUCCUGCAGACGGGGACUCCUCCUCCUCACCUAGCAAGGAAGACCUGAGCGAGGACAACGGGGCUGGCAAAUGAGUGACAGGAACGAAUAGAUGAGUUCAACGAAACUCAGAGGUAGAAAUAUUUAUGAAAACUGACUCAACUCUUAACCUCUGUGCAUUGGACUAGUGACCCUUGAUCUACGUCAUCCAUGCCUGUUCGACCCUUCUGUUCAAUUCACACUGCUUGAAUUUUCCCAGAUUGUCUUCAUAAAAACCUAACAUGCUGAUUAUGGUGACCUGCCCUAUGUUGAACAUACCACUGCAGGCUCUCCCAUGAGCUUCAGAAUUUGUCCUUAUGGCCAAAUAGAGGUGACUGUCAAACUUUUGUGUAGUGUGUUGAUCCAUGCAGUGUUGACAUUCAGCUUUGUAUCAGCCGUACAGUCUCUCUUACUGUUUGUAUAAUCCCAAAAACUAAAUAUGCAACAUUCCAGAUGUCUAAUUGUAUAUUGUACUAAUUGAUCUGCAGCAUGACUGUAAAUCAGCAUGGCGUUCUCGUGUCCAUUUUCAUUAACCUGUUUGGGAUUAAUAAUGCAGCCUGAAAAAUGCAGCUCGGCGAAAAACAAGUGCAAAAUUAAGUUGACAAGUGUGGGAAUUGUCAGAGAUUUUAAUAUAAAUUAAAAUGACUCCCAAACAGAAAACAAACAUCCAAAAAUACAUAAACUGGCAGCAGUUAGAAAACAUCACCUGUGUGUUCAUCUCAAUUUGUCAGUAGCUGAAUAAAAAUACAAUAAGAAACAUACAGCUUUGUCUGAAAUUGUACUGUACAUGUCCUUUCUCUCUGCCACUGCCUUCUGUUUCAGAUUGAAAAAGUACAGUUUCGAUCACGUCUUGUUCCUUCAGACAGAACAUGAUGCGAUAUUCAUUAUGUGAGUCGCCACUGGGACUGCAAGAGUUGCUACAUGUGUCAGUCUUCUGUGGCUUAAAAUAUCCUUCUCUGAUGUGGAGGAUAUGUUUCCAGAGCAGCACAUUAGUCACGAAGAACAGAAGUAAUGCUUCCUUAUUUAUGCCUUGUGGCUGCUGAAAUGCUGGAACCAAAGUGAUACAUUUGUAUGAUCUGUAUCUGUAACGUGCUGUACGUUACUGGUGCUUAAAAUCAGUUUAAAAGUCUGCAAGGAUAAUUGCUACAUUAAACGUCUACAGACACUUCAUGGUUUUCC